Messenger RNA from Fusarium coffeatum, 1455 nucleotides. RefSeq lists its product as uncharacterized. Gene Ontology annotation, biological process: positive regulation of transcription by RNA polymerase II. Lineage: Eukaryota; Fungi; Ascomycota; Sordariomycetes; Hypocreales; Nectriaceae. The transcript is spliced from 2 exons. The record is from RefSeq and is a predicted model, not a curated record. Gene Ontology annotation, molecular function: DNA-binding transcription factor activity; transcription cis-regulatory region binding. The coding region runs from base 1 to 1455 and encodes 484 amino acids. Gene Ontology annotation, cellular component: nucleus.
AUGGAGAGCGAGGUGUGCCGACGUGAAGCCAAGACACGGUUGAAGGCCCAAGUCAGGAGAAGCGCAAAACGUCGUCGUGGAAUUGCUCAAAUGAGGAGUAUCGCCAGCGGGAUUGAUGUCGACCCCGACCCCGAGGGGAAUGAGCCAUCCCUGGAUACCUUCCAGAAUUCUUCGCCCAAACAGACCCAUAGCACAUCAGUCGAGUCGUCAUCAGAACACACUACUCCAUCAACAGCGGCACCGACAGAGCUUGAAAUAGGUUUCAUUUCAGUGUAUAUGGACUAUGUCUUCCCUAUUCUAUUUCCAUUCUACCGACCAUAUAUCACCCGAGGCGGACGCAGUUGGCUGUUGUCCCUCGCAAUGACGAAUCCCGGAUUCAUGAGUAGCAUUAUUAGCAUGUCUUCCCUCUUCUUGUCCCUUAUACCUGCAGAUACCAGUGUGGGGCACGGGUCUUGCGCCUCAAAGACGUGGGAUGAGCUCCAGAAACAGGCCAACAUUGCCCUGGGGAGUAUUCAGCGCGACUUACAGAGUCUUCGUGAUUGUGGCGUUGAAAAUUCCCUUGUGGACAGUGUGCACUUGUUGGCAAAUAUGAUGCAGCAGCUUGGCUUUGAACUUGCAAUUAUGCCGUCAGGGAACUGGCAGACACACUUGGACGCCGCCAUUGACCUAUUUGAGCAAAUCCUCGAGCAUCAUGGCAAGACUGGCUCGACUCCACAAAUGUCUGCCGUGCUUAGCAACCUGCAUCACCCUUCCUUGGCGGCUAAUGCUCUCAAUACAGAACAGGGAGCCUUUCGGUUCUUUUCCAGUAUUCUAUUAGUCGCUGAUAUCAUCUCCAGCACGGUACUCAAUCGACGCGCAAGGUUAUCUGCGUACCAUUCUGAGAUCCGACGCAGCGACUGGCGCGAGCAGCCCAGUCUAGAUCUAGAAGAAAUUACUGGGUGUCAGGCUUGGGUUCUGCUGGCCAUCGGUGAUAUCUCAACUCUUUCGCGGUGGAAGACGGACCAGAUGUUGAGCGGCGAGUUAUCAAGAACUGAGCUCAUUUCCAGAGCUUCUUCGAUCAAAGAGGUACUUCAUAAAGGCUUGGAAAAAAUAGGCCGCAACGACGAAAGCUGUGAAAAUUCCGAAUCUGUGCGACCCCUUGCGUCACUACUUAAUCAAUUGGGAUCUCCAAGUGGUCAGCCUUGCGAUUCUUCGGGAGGUAGUUUACCACUAACCCGAAUCUGGAUCCAUGCUGCUCGUACGUAUCUUAUUUCUGUUAAGCUGGAUGGAGACAUCAAGGCUUCCGAGCUCCAGACAAGUGUAGAACAGGCAAUCAGUUCCUUUGGCAUGGUUACUUCGACUCCAUGGCUGCGCUGGCUUGCAUGGCCACUUUGUGUAAUUGGUGUCAAUGCCAGCAAAGAGCAACGACCAGCCAGAAAGUAUGGCAGAGCCAAGACGCAGGUAAAGAACAUUUAA